Messenger RNA from Anoplopoma fimbria (sablefish), 1775 nucleotides. RefSeq names its product GTPase IMAP family member 7-like. The transcript has 2 exons. The record is from RefSeq and is a predicted model, not a curated record. Gene Ontology annotation, molecular function: GTP binding. Bases 1 to 795 code for a protein of 264 amino acids. NCBI's taxonomy places the organism in Eukaryota, Metazoa, Chordata, Actinopteri, Perciformes, Anoplopomatidae.
AUGGCCAGCAUGCUUAACGCUCAUUCUCGGCCGCCCAAAGGGCUGAAGAUUGUGGUGAUUGGGAAGAUUGGAGUUGGUAAGAGUGCAUCAGGAAACACGGUUCUGAUGAGAGAAGCUUUCCGGUCCCGUCUGUCUUCUACCGCAGUGACACAGAUUUGCCAGACGGAAAGAGGAGAGCUGGACGGACAGACUCUGGUUGUGGUUGAUACUCCAGGUCUGUUCGGACUCACCAGUUCUGACCCGUCUGCUCCGUCUGAUGCCAACAGUCAAGAUGCAGUGAUGAAGGAGGUCCAGAAAUGCGUGUCGCUCGCUCCACCUGGCCCUGUUGUGUUCCUAGUUGUGAUCCAGAUGGGCAGAUUCACCAGAGACGAGCGGGAGACAGUGAAAAUAAUCCAGAGGACCUUUGGCCUGGAGGCAGCACAUUCCACCAUGGCCCUGUUCACCCGGGGAGAUGAUCUGAAGACAGACGGACGCUCCGUGGAGGCGUAUAUCGGAGCAGAUCCAGCUGUGCGUGACUUCAUCAGAGAGUGUUUCGGGGUUUACCACGUCUUCGAUAACAGAGACCGGGAUCCGUCUCAAGUUGUUGAACUGAUGCAGAAGAUCAACAACACAGUGCAGAGAAAUGGAGCAAGUGGUUCCACCGGUGAAGGUUCGGGCAUCCUCCAGUUAGAAGCACAAGAAAGGGGAGGAGGAAGAAGACAAGCUGCAGGAGGUCCCGGAAUCAGCCGAGAUUUACUUGUUGGAGGGCUCGCUGUAGCUAUAAUAGCAUUACUUAUAUACUUGGCCCGUAGGUAGGUCAGAACCUACCGGUCUAUCACCCCCAGCUGCAGGUGGAUUAGCUGUAUACAUUUAAGAUAAGAUAAGAUAAAAUAAGAUAAUCCUUUAUUAGACCCGCAGCGGGGAAAUUUGCAUGUUUGCAAUUGUUAUUCAGAUAUGCGCUCAUUAGACCUGUUAGAGCCGGAAAUAUACACCUAUCACGUGAAUAUAUAUUAGGUGAUAAUUGUUGCUGCAUUAAUGUGUUCACCGCUAAAAUCUUGGAAAAGGUGGGAUUAUGUUUUAGUGUAUUUACUGCCGGGCCUUUAUCUUCAAUAAUACAUUUUGAGUUAAUAAGCUAUGAAAAGUACAACAUUUUGCUCUGAGAAGUCACUCUGAGAAGUGGUAAAAUAUGGAAAUACUGAAGUUAAGUGCAAGUACUUCCAAUAUGUAAGUAAAGUACUCAUGUUAAUGUACUUGGUCACUUUCCACCACUGACAUUCUGUUUUCCGUAUUGUUCCUUCAAUGAUGAUUAACCGUCGUUCAGAUGUUCAGAUCUUUUUCAGCUGCAGCUCACCUUAAAAUCUGAAUCACCUGGACGUACCUGCAGGAAUUUUGUGACAUCACGACUACUUUACAGCCAAUCGUGGUCCAGGAUGCAGUUCACGUGUUCACUUGUGGACUUUUCAUCUUGUGAAACUCAAAAUACAUGUUUUUAAUGAUUAUUCAUUUUUCCAUAGGAACAGAGAAUUAACGUGUUUUUAAACUGUAAUUUACUGAGAUUCCAACCUGCAGGAGGAUGUCUGAGAUUUAAAGUUGUUUUCCAUUUUUCUAUUAACAUUAAAUAGAUUGAGAUUAAAACCUGCGCGAAAAAACAAAUGUGGAUAAAUGGGCCCAAGAGGUUAUGUGCCUUCAAUCUAAAUUAAAUGGGUUUAUUAUCUCACUUCAUAUUUAUUAUAUAUAUUCAUUACUCAUGUAUAGUGUCUUUACCCUGUAAUUGUGUGAAAUAAAGAUGAUCAGUU